Messenger RNA from Oryzias melastigma (Indian medaka), 2440 nucleotides. RefSeq names its product Era-like 12S mitochondrial rRNA chaperone 1 (gene eral1). Gene Ontology annotation, cellular component: mitochondrial matrix. Gene Ontology annotation, biological process: ribosomal small subunit assembly. The record is from RefSeq and is a predicted model, not a curated record. The transcript has 11 exons. Bases 141 to 1442 code for a protein of 433 amino acids. Gene Ontology annotation, molecular function: ribosomal small subunit binding; GTP binding; rRNA binding. NCBI's taxonomy places the organism in Eukaryota, Metazoa, Chordata, Actinopteri, Beloniformes, Adrianichthyidae.
UAACUUCUAAGCGGAAGUGGUUCGUCGUUGGUUGUAGCAACAUGGCGUCACACUGUAGAGCAUGUGUAAACAAGUAGCUGGCUCUUUAAUUUAAACAUAUUUCUGGAGGAUUUAGAUCGUAUCCUUUCCCACGAGCUCUAAUGGCCCUCGGGACGUGCGGCCGGUUCCUCCGGGGCUGUUCUUUCCUCUCCGCGCGGGCCACAGUCUCUGCUCUGCAGGAAAGUGCGUCAUGUUUUCUGACAGCAGGAAAUGUUGGCUGCACCCGCCGAGGGAGGACUGGAUUCCUCUUCACUCCUGCCUGUUUUAUUUCAUCAGAGGCGUUCCUCAGCCGGCUAAAGGGAGGUAAAGUGGCAGACGGCAGCGCUCUCCGUCUCCCUGCAUCGGUUCCAGCAGACGGAGGGGAGCAGUUGUCUUUGCUGAUGAGACACCCCGAUCAGCCUCAUGAGCCAAAGGUUUUAAAAGUUGCGGUGAUCGGAGCUCCAAACGCUGGCAAGUCCACGCUGUCCAACCAGCUCCUCGGCAGAAAGGUGUUUGCUGUGUCCAAGAAGGUGCACACCACACGGGCGCGAGCACUGGGUGUUCUGACGGAGAACAACACACAGAUUAUUCUGCUGGACACUCCUGGUCUCACCCCUCCAUCAAAGGCCAAAAGACACCAGCUGGAGAAGUCUCUGCUCGUGGAUCCCUGGAACUCCGUCAAGGAAGCUGACCUGAUGGUUGUCCUGGUGGAUGUGGCGGACAGAUGGGCGUGCAGCAGGAUGGACGUGGAGGUGCUGAAAUGCUUGGCCCAGCACCCACAAAUCCCAGCAGUCCUUGUCCUGAACAAGGUGGACUUGGUGAAAGCCAAGGACAGACUGUUGAAUAUCACAGCCCAUCUGACCUGCGGGGUGGUCAACGGACGCAAAAUGCGGAUCAGGCCAAUUAUCAAGCCUCCUUGGGCAGAAAAAAGGCUGGAGAGAGAUUCGGAGUGUAGUUCUGAAGACAACGCAGAGCAGAGUUCAUCGGUGAGGAACCAGCAGGGCUGGCCUCACUUCAAGGACGUGUUCAUGCUGUCGUCUGUGGACAGCGAGGACGUGGAGACGCUGAAGAGCUACUUCAUGGCUGCAGCCAAACCUGGAGCGUGGCAGUACCACAGCGAGGUUCUGACCGACCAGAGUCCAGAGGAAGUCUGCACCAAUCUCAUCAGAGAAAAGCUCCUGGAGUAUCUGCCACAGGAAGUGCCCUAUUCACUCACACAGACAAUUGAACUCUGGCAAGAAGGAAUGGACGGGGAGGUUGAUAUUUCUGUGAAGCUUUACACAAAGAAAGAGUCUCACAUGAAGAUGGUGAUCGGAGCUUCAGGACAGAUGGUGGCGCAGAUCGCUCGUGAGGCCGGCGAGGACUUGAGCCGCGUCAUACUGAGGGAGGUGCGGCUAAAGAUUACCGCCAAGCUGAAGAAGUGACAAAGAUGGAGGACUUUUACAGGAAGAAACCAACAUUUUGAAGGCUUCAUCUUCAGUGGAAGCAGGAGUUUUAUGUUAGUCCGUCUCUCCCACAUCACCUGAGUGUUUAGCAGACCACUGCAAAUACCCCCUUGUUGUCGUCUGCUGCUUCCUUCUUCCCGCUCUGCCCCUGAGGCUGAACCGCGUCUCUAAUGGAUGGCUGGAUGGCAAAGUGCAGCAAUAACCCAAUACUAAAACGGCUCUGCUAUCCAGAAAACUUGUACAGUGAGGUGGGCGGAGUUCCUCUCAAAAAGCUGCGUCUAACGGCUGCUCUCCUCUGAUUAAACGUCUUUUUUUUUAAAUAAUGAAGCGCACAUGUGAGAGUCCAGAAACUUUAUUUAAAAGACAAAGACAGACAUUUCAGCAGCUCCUGUGACGUCUUCCUCCUGGUUCCGAUGCCUGUGAGCAAAGGCCGUAGAACCCUUACCAUUACUAAACUCAGUAAUGGUAACGGUUUGACGGCCCUCCUCUGUGUUGGUCCUGCGUUUUGGUGGCGGUUUGAUGCAGCAGAGGUGGAAUGAAACCCUGGAUAGUACAUCAUCUAUACUGUAGUGUCUCUUUAUUAAACUUACAGUAUAAGAUGAUAUCCUGUCCAGGGCUCCAGAUGGAGCGGCACCUGAAACGCAGUGCUCGGGGCCGUCUCGCCGGACCUGUGGUUCUGCUCCAGCUCGCGCUCCUCGAAGGCGUCUGCUCCACGACUCCUUUCUGCUCCUGCCGUUAGGCAGCAACACUUUAAAGCCCCCCCCGGGCUCAUUUGCAUACGUGAUGACAUCUGUGGCGGACCAGACAGGACUCCUUAUCUGCUCGCACCCUGAUUGCUUCAGUCCAGAGCGGCCUACGCCCUUUAUUACACCCGGCUGGAGGUGGCAUUGAGUUCACAGAAAUGUCCUUCCUGUUGUCUGUUUGUGUUUGUCUGUCAGCCGCAAUCUUUGAGUCAAAUAAACAGUUUUAAUGCCUCA